AUGGAAAGUGUUAAGAAUGAAAUGGAUAUUGCAUAUGUGGAAGAAAAUAUGGACAGUGGGGAUGAAGUGGAAACUGAGAGAAGUAAUGUGGAAAUUGAUAUUGAAACUACUUAUGAGAAUGAAAUAGUGAAAGAAAGGGUAAGAGAGCCAGAGAUUGGACUAGUGUUUGAUUCAAUUGAUGAGCUAGAGAAGUAUUAUAAAUCCUAUGGAAAACGAAUGGGGUUUGAACAAGUCAAUUUGCGACCAGUUGCAAAAUCAGAUUGCAAGGCUAAACUCAAUGCGAAUUCACUCCUAGAUGGAAAAUGGUUAGUGUCCUCCAUUGUGCUUGAACAUAAUCAUGAUCUUAGUACUCCAAGCAAAAGACGGUUUUUUAAAAGCUCAAAAGAAUUACCGUCACAUGUUAAAAAGAGGUUAGCAACAAAUGAUAUAGCUGGAAUAAGACCAAAAAAGAAUUUCAAUUCCUUUGUGGUUGAAGCAGGUGGACAUGAGAAUUUACCAUUCCUAGAGAAAGAUGCGAGAAAUUUUCUUGAUAAGGUAAGGCGUCUGCAACUAGGGGAGGGAGAUGCUGCUGCUAUUCAAAAAUAUUUUCUGAAAAUGCAAGCUGACAACUCCAAUUUCUUUUAUAUAAUGGAUAUAAAUGAGGAGGGUCGACUAAGGAAUGUGUUUUGGGCAGAUGCAAGAAGUAGAGCUGCUUAG
This is a messenger RNA of Rosa rugosa (rugosa rose), 696 nucleotides long. RefSeq names its product protein FAR-RED IMPAIRED RESPONSE 1-like. The transcript has 2 exons. NCBI's taxonomy places the organism in Eukaryota, Viridiplantae, Streptophyta, Magnoliopsida, Rosales, Rosaceae. The record is from RefSeq and is a predicted model, not a curated record. The coding region runs from base 1 to 696 and encodes 231 amino acids.